Molossus molossus (Pallas's mastiff bat) is the source of this 1918-nucleotide messenger RNA. RefSeq names its product delta 4-desaturase, sphingolipid 1 (gene DEGS1). The coding region runs from base 92 to 1063 and encodes 323 amino acids. The transcript has 3 exons. Gene Ontology annotation, biological process: ceramide biosynthetic process. Gene Ontology annotation, molecular function: sphingolipid delta-4 desaturase activity. Lineage: Eukaryota; Metazoa; Chordata; Mammalia; Chiroptera; Molossidae. Gene Ontology annotation, cellular component: membrane. The record is from RefSeq and is a predicted model, not a curated record.
GCAGCCGCCGCCGCCGCCGCCUCUGAGGAUCCGGGAGCUGGAGCAAGAGCCGGGAGCGGGUCCGCGAGCCGCCGCCGCCGCCGCCGCCGCCAUGGGGAACCGCGUUUCGCGGGAUGACUUCGAGUGGGUCUACACCGACCAGCCCCACGCCGAUCGGCGCCGGGAGAUCCUGGCAAAGUAUCCAGAGAUAAAAUCCUUGAUGAAACCUGAUCCCAACUUGAUAUGGAUUGUCAUUAUGAUGGUUCUCACACAGUUGGUUGCAUUUUACUUAGUAAAGGACCUGGACUGGAAAUGGGUCAUAUUUUGGGCAUAUGCCUUUGGCAGCUGCAUUAACCAUUCAAUGACUCUGGCCAUUCAUGAAGUUUCCCACAAUAGUGCCUUUGGCCACUACAAAGCCAUGUGGAACCGCUGGUUUGGAAUAUUUGCCAAUCUUCCUAUUGGUGUUCCGUAUUCCAUUUCCUUUAAGAGGUAUCACAUGGAUCAUCAUCGCUACCUCGGAGGGGAUGGCAUCGACGUGGAUAUUCCAACUGAUUUCGAAGGCUGGUUCUUCUGUACUACUUUCAGGAAAUUUAUAUGGGUUAUUCUUCAGCCCCUCUUUUAUGCUUUUCGACCUCUGUUCAUCAACCCCAAACCAAUUACUUACCUGGAAGUGAUCAAUACUGUGGUCCAGCUCACAUUUGAUGUGAUUGUUUACUACGUUUUGGGAAUUAAAUCUUUAGUCUACAUGUUGGCAGCAUCCUUACUGGGUCUAGGUUUGCAUCCGAUUUCUGGACAUUUUAUAGCUGAACAUUACAUGUUCUUAAAGGGACAUGAAACUUACUCAUAUUAUGGGCCUCUGAAUUUACUUACCUUUAAUGUGGGUUACCAUAAUGAGCACCAUGACUUCCCCAACGUUCCCGGAAAAAACCUUCCACUGGUAAGGAAGAUAGCAGCUGAGUACUAUGACAACCUGCCCCACUACAAUUCCUGGAUCAAAGUCCUGUAUGAUUUUGUGAUGGAUGAUACAAUCAGUCCCUAUUCGAGAAUGAAGAGGCAUCAGAAAGGCAAGGUGGAACUGGAGUAAGUGACGUCACAGCCAAAGGAAUUCCUCCCUGAAACUUCCUGGUCGCCGAUAAGGUGGGAUUUUUGCUCUUCAACCAAGACCAGUGAUGCUUAGAAGCUACCCUCAUACAGUUUCAAAGUAUGAUCUCCCCAUGGUAUCAAGAAGCGAAUCUGGCUUUCAACAGUCAGCCUGUUUGCAGUGUUUGGCUUUCCUGACAGAGACGUGUUUGUUGUAUUAUUGUUGAGGAUGAUGUCUGACAUUUUGUAAGCUUAUCAUAAAAAGAGCUUUUAAAAAGCUACUUCUCAUAUUAUUUUCACUGUAAAGUUUUACUUUAUUAAAACAGCUAAUAACCUGGGCAGUUAGUUGUAAUAAAUAGUACUUAUCACAUUUUUGUACUUUACUGUCUUUAUAUUAAUAUGCUAAUUGGGUGUUUUAAAAUUUCACCAGGAAAAAGGCGGCAGGGGCUAGAAAUAGCUUUCCCUGCGAGCUGAGUCACUCAGUUUUAAUUUUCACUGUUGUACAUAGGACCGAAAUCAGACAUUCCCAACUCCUGCACAGCCUUAUCAAUAAAGAACUUAAUGAAUCUAAUCUUGUCCAACAUGCACCUUCCUUUUUCAGAUGCACCGACUGUCAGAUUAGUAGCAGCUCACGGACAGAGUUCACGGCUUUUCAGUGGUGGAAACUGGCUGUGGGCUGGUGGGACGUGGUCGGGGUCAAGUGGCCAGUAGCAUGGCUGGGAGGCUGGCAGUCCUGCUCACCUCCAGUGUGUCACUUCAGUCAAAGUAGUGUGUGAACGAUCUGCAAAAUAAUACAUGGUAUCAAAAAAUCAGUAGUCCAACCCUCAGGCUUCCUUCAUACAAGCUAUUGUAAAAUUCC